This is a messenger RNA of Xylona heveae TC161, 3245 nucleotides long. RefSeq lists its product as hypothetical. NCBI's taxonomy places the organism in Eukaryota, Fungi, Ascomycota, Xylonomycetes, Xylonales, Xylonaceae. Gene Ontology annotation, cellular component: anaphase-promoting complex. The record is from RefSeq and is a predicted model, not a curated record. Gene Ontology annotation, biological process: ubiquitin-dependent protein catabolic process. The transcript is spliced from 5 exons. The coding region runs from base 157 to 2847 and encodes 896 amino acids. Gene Ontology annotation, molecular function: ubiquitin protein ligase binding.
ACAAAACCCGUCGUUUUAUCUCUUCGACUGCUUCCCCACAUCAAAGGCCUGAUUUAAUGUCGACUAUUUGUUGUCCUUCCAUGCGCACUGGGCACAUUAGGACCAAAUAGUCAACAGCCAAGAAUACUCGUUCAUUCCUAUGACAUUGUAGCAGGCAUGAUGGCGAACAUGCCAAGCUCAUCAACUCGGCCAAAACGCGCUUUCUCCUCUGUGUUUCCAACAGCUUCACGAUCUGGGAAACUCUCCACACAGGCUUCAACAGUUAAAGUGACUCAAUUAGUGCCAGAAUCGCCUUCUAGUCGUUAUCAUUCGGCGUUCCAAACACCAAAGUCUCCUGCAUUCGAUGCUGCGAAAGAUCAAAUACAAUGGGACCACACGUGGCAGGCAGCAACUACCUUUCUGGCUUUACCUCAAGCACCAAUCGAUUCAAAGUUUUCUGAAGGAAGUAGCAGACACAACCUCAGAUCGGGUGGUCAUUGGAUCAAGAACCCAAGCUCAAAGGAUAUGAGGGCAAUGGCUUCUCUCACGCACGAUGCACGAUUUAGUGGCGUAACUAGUCCCCUUAUACUGUGGUAUAUGGAUGAAGUUCGACGACAUUUUCUAGCAUGGACAAAGCCUGAAGCGACAAAAACAUUGCAUCGAGAUCGCCAUAACGGUUGGAUAUUUGAUUUUCUGCGAACUCUUCAAAACGCCCAAAAAGUCUAUCUCUACCCGAUAUUUCAUUUCCUAGCCCCGGUGUCUGCUGCCGAUCCGGAUAAUUUACAAGCAAAGAAUUUGCAAAUACAAUCGCGAUUUCGGAGAGAUUUGCACGCGCUGGUCUCGUACUCUCUUCCCCAAAGUGACAUUGCGGAAGCGCUUUCCACCCAUAUUUUUGCUGAAGCAUCUGUCGUUCUUGGAAUUGACUGGAGCGAAGGCGCUUUCGAUGACGACAGUCUCGAUGACAUCGGUCCGGAAAAUCUGCGAACGUCAGAAGACCCCUCUCAGAUCAUCCACUAUCGCGAUAGCAUCCUGACUGUUAUGCAAAUGACGGAAGAGGUCGGUCUGGGUGGUCAUAACGCGCAACGAGUCUUCGCAGAAGUCAUGGAUCUUCUGAUGACAGACUAUGUAAAUUGUGCUUAUGCAAGAAAGUGGGAGUCACCAUCAUCAGUGCCAGCUCGUCUGCGGACGUGGAUUGAACAUCGCUUUGCGAAGCUUAUUCUCGAAGCUUUGGAAUGCCUUAGAAAAACAGAGACAAGCAUGAGAGGAGAUACCGGUAGCUUUUAUGACAAUGCCGACUUUAUGACAAGCACUAUAGAUAAGUGGCAAGAAAUGGGCAUUGAGAGAUUGGGUAGGCUGCGCGUCGAUGAGCUCUUUUCAGUCAUCGUCGAAUGGGACGCAAGCCUGGGAGCAGUUGAAGAUUUGAAGCAAUAUGUGACGAAUCCAAUUACCAGACUGCAUCUCACCUCCUCCUUCUCAAAAGCAAUAUCCCAGCGACUUUUGCAGCCAGGUGCCUCCACGGCUGAAAUACUUCAGAUUUACAUCUCUUUGAUCCGGGCUUUCGCCAUUUUGGACCCGAAAGGCGUCCUCCUUGACCGCAUUGCUCGACCUCUACGAAGGUAUCUUAGAGACAGAGAUGAUACCGUCAAGGUCAUUGUCAGCGGCUUGCUUGCCGACGUGGAAACCGCCGACGAAGAACACUCUCCGAUGACUCCCGAGGUUUUGGUUGAGCUUGCCGUUGAGUUGAGCAGGGCUAUUGAGCUUACCGGACAUGACGAAAAUGACGCUGACUUUGACUGGGAUGACAUGGAUUGGGUGCCUGAUCCUGUGGAUGCUGGGCCAGACUACAAAAAGAUCAAGUCAUCCGACGUGAUCGGUAGCAUGAUAAGCUUGUUUGAUUCGAAAGAUGUUUUCAUCAAAGAAUUCCAAAACGUCAUGGGGGAGCGCCUUUUGAAGCGGGAGCUUGAUUUGGAUAAAGAGGUUCGGGUCCUUGAGCUGCUCAAGCUUCGGUUCGGCGAGAGCUCCCUGCAAUCUUGUGAAGUCAUGCUUCGGGACGUGCUCGAUUCGAAGAGAGUUGACAGUGCAAUCCGCAGAGAGCAGCAGCUCGAUCAGCCAGGGUCAGACAGCGAGGGGAAUGUCGAAGUUCCCGAGAUGCACGCCAAAAUUUUAUCCCGGCUUUUUUGGCCGGCGUUGCACGAAGAUACCUUCUCGGUGCCGAAUGAAAUUGCUCGUGUCCGGCAGCGGUACGAACAAGGUUUUGAGACGCUGAAGCAAUCCCGCAAAUUGACGUGGCUUGAUGCGCUUGGCCAAGUCACGGUGGAACUGGACCUUGACGACCGGGUCAUCACCGAUGAUGUCCAGACGUGGCAAGCAUCUGUCAUUUAUGCUUUCCAGGGUUCAGAUGGUCCGAAUCCACAGACUCGAACUGUCGCACAGCUAAUAGAGCGACUUGAGAUGGAGGAGGCUCUGGUGAGAAACGCCUUGACCUAUUGGGUAGCUAAAAUGGUACUGCGCGAGUCAGAAAAAGACACAUUCACCGUCAUUGAGACUCUAUCACCAGACGAUGCCGGAGAAGACCAAGCUCAGGCGGCAAUGGCCGCCGCCGCAGAGGCGGAGUCAAACGCAGCUAUGUCUUCGGUCAAGUCGGCCGAAGACGUCGCAAUGGAAAAGAUGAAGGUGUUCUGGCAAUUCAUCGUGGGUAUGCUGACCAACCAGGGAGCCAUGCCCUUGCCUCGGAUAGUCAUGAUGCUGAGGUUCGCCAUGCCUGGUGGUUUCCCCUUUGGCGACGAAGAGCUAAAAGACUUUUUGGGUCGGAUGGUCGAGGAAGGCAAGCUGGACCUCUCCGGGGGUAACUAUCGACUCAUUGCUUGAAAAAAUAUUGGGACCGAUCACCGAUCGCUUUUCUCAUUGCCACACAUGGUGACCAUUUUUUCUUGACUCGUGCCAAACGCCCUCAAACAGCCUAGUAUUAGUGUUUCUACUGACAAGCAUUCGCGGACGACUUUGGGUCCAUAACAAGGUGCAAGGCUUUCAGAGGGGCUAAUACUUUCCUUUUUGGGUGAAGAGUGAGAGCCAUGGUCAGUCACUUUGUCCUAGAGUUGCCCCUGAGUACUUUUUCGGUGGUUGUUGAUUAAACCAUUUUUUGCAACCCUUUUGCUACCAUACACCGCACUAGAGCGUCAAUCCUCAGCACUAUUUUGUCGGUAUAGCCGGCGCCACAGACGGGAGCUGAACUGUGGACCCGGUACUCUACGUGUCGGCAUUUGCAA